Acytostelium subglobosum LB1 is the source of this 684-nucleotide messenger RNA. RefSeq lists its product as hypothetical. Lineage: Eukaryota; Evosea; Eumycetozoa; Acytosteliales; Acytosteliaceae. The transcript has a single exon. The record is from RefSeq and is a predicted model, not a curated record. The annotation marks the transcript as partial.
AGAAUGAGUAGUCAGAGCAACAACAAUGGUGAUGGUGGUCGAAAGUAUGAAGACGAUGACGAUGAUUAUAUAGCAAUGCGUGAAAGGAACAAGCAAAGAGAGAUUGAAAAGAUUGUAAAGGAGAAGGCUGGUGAACGAGAUAGAUAUGGUGAUAGAGAAAGACGUGUAAAUGAAAGAGACUAUGAUAGAGAACGUGAAAGAAGGGAUACUGGCCAUCAAAGAGAUAGAGGCGGAGAUCGAGGUGGAGACAGAGGUGGAAGAUAUAAUGAUCGAGACAACAGAGAUAACAGAGACAACAACAAUAGAGAUAGAAACAACAGAGACAAUAGAGAUAAUGAUAGAGAUGGUGAUAGAGGAGGAGAUAGAGGUAGAGAAACGAGGAAGAGGUGGUGGUCGUGGUGGUCCCAGGAAGAGGUGGAUAUCGCGAUAACAAUGGUGGUGGAGACAGAAGAGAUCGCAAGAGGAGUAGAAGUAGAAGCACCAGUAGAAGUAGGAGUAGGAGUAAUGAAAGAGAUCGUAAGAAAGAACGUGUCACACCACAAAAGUACCAAUCAUCCUCUUCGAGUAAGACUGAUUCAUCAUCAUCAUCAAAGAGCAAUGAUAAGAAACAAGGCGGCGAUCUCUCCACUACACCAGUACCCUUGCCAGAGGACUCUGGUUUGGAUCAAGAGGAGGCAGAACUAA